ACGGCUAGCGGUACGGUAAGACAGCUCCAUUAAUAAAGUAACGGUUCGAUCUGGUCUGUUCUGGCUUCAGACAUGUCUGAACCACGUAACAAGAAAUUAAAAACCAUUGUUCCAGUCUGUAAAACCCAUUGUUCUUUAAUGGGUAGUAAAGUGAAGCAAAAUCUGCCUGGCAUCGUGGAGGAAGGUUUAUGUGGAGUUUCUACUGCGAUUAUGGAGUUCUCGUACCGUCUGCAAGCGCUGGCUAAGAUCUUUGAUCAGGAUGACCUAGCUUUGCCCCGUGUGGCAGCGUAUUUACAUCAUGAGUCUGAGAGGGAGCAGGAACGGGCUGAAGCCAUGCUUCACUACCUGUCUGAACGUGGGGGACGAUACUGCAACAAAGUUAUUGGGCGCCCAGGCACAGAGCAGGUGUGUGCUCUGCUUCCCGCUCUAGUGUUGUUGCUGGGUCAGUGGAAGGAGGAGAUGAACAUCAUAGUGGAACUGUGUGAGUUAGCACGUGAGCAUGGGGACGCUCACUCUGCAAGUGUCCUUAAGAGCCAUUUCCUUCAGCCACUCGUCCCAAAAAUCAAACUGCUAGGUGAUCUGUUGACCAAUGCUCGGAGAGUGGGCUGCACCAAUAAAGGCAGUGGAGGUUAUGGAGAGUAUCUCAUUGAUCAGUUGUAUGGGGAACUGACCAGUGCUUGAACUUUCAAUAAGUCAAAUAAAUUGUUCAAAUAAUCCAAUAAAGAUCCUGACCAGCUGUACUUUUUAGAAUUUGCCUUGGUAAACAGAAUGCAAAACUUUCAUGCAAACACUUUUUUUUGGAAUUGCUUGGGAAGCACUUUUUGUGUAUUUAAAAUUUUCUGCACUUCUUGUUAAAAUUUAUUUUUAAAACAACUAAAUUAUUUUUUAUAGUAAGUUUUUAUAGUAAUCGAAAUAUAUUUUUGAAUCACCACCUCUUUUCUAUUUACAAUUUUCACAAGACAUUAUUUUCCUUAUCAGCUUGAGUGAUUGUGCUGUAAGAAUUUGCAUACAUUUUUAAAUGUAAAGCCUGACCUUUUUAGGGACACAUAUACUCAUAGAAGUGGUUGGGCUCAUUUUCGAGCUGUUUGGGUGACCACAGUUCAAUAAAUUGUCAUGUGUGUUGUCUUUGUGUUUUGUAGUUUUAACUGUGUACAUAUAUUUAUUUAAUAAAGUGUAUAUAAAGUAAA
Trichomycterus rosablanca is the source of this 1187-nucleotide messenger RNA. Its product is annotated as Ferritin light chain, oocyte isoform-like. The transcript is spliced from 3 exons. The record is from RefSeq and is a predicted model, not a curated record. Gene Ontology annotation, molecular function: ferric iron binding; ferrous iron binding. Gene Ontology annotation, biological process: iron ion transport; intracellular iron ion homeostasis. NCBI's taxonomy places the organism in Eukaryota, Metazoa, Chordata, Actinopteri, Siluriformes, Trichomycteridae. The coding region runs from base 73 to 681 and encodes 202 amino acids. Gene Ontology annotation, cellular component: cytoplasm.